GAGCAAUGAACAUCCUUUUCUGAAUAGGGGUGAAGAAGACAUUUCAGUGUGAACUAUGCAGUUACACUUGCCCCCGGCGUUCGAACCUGGACCGUCACAUGAAAAGCCACACGGACGAGAGGCCACACAAGUGCCACCUUUGUGGCAGAGCCUUCCGGACAGUCACACUGCUGAGAAAUCACCUCAAUACUCACACAGGUACUCGUCCUCACAAGUGCCCUGACUGUGACAUGGCCUUUGUGACAAGCGGAGAGUUGGUUCGACAUCGUCGCUACAAACACACCCAUGAGAAGCCAUUCAAGUGUUCCAUGUGUGACUACGCCAGCGUGGAGGUUAGCAAGUUGAAACGCCACAUUCGUUCUCACACUGGGGAACGCCCAUUCCAAUGCAGCCUGUGCAGCUACGCCAGCAGAGACACUUACAAGCUGAAGAGGCACAUGAGGACCCAUUCUGGUGAGAAACCCUACGAGUGUUACAUAUGCCAUGCUCGCUUCACCCAGAGUGGGACCAUGAAGAUGCACAUCCUGCAGAAGCACACGGAAAAUGUGGCUAAGUUCCACUGCCCCCACUGUGACACAGUGAUUGCACGAAAGAGCGACUUAGGUGUCCAUUUGCGGAAGCAGCAUUCCUACAUUGAGCAGGGCAAGAAGUGCCGUUACUGUGACGCCGUGUUCCACGAGCGAUACGCGCUCAUCCAGCACCAGAAGUCUCACAAAAAUGAGAAGCGCUUCAAAUGCGACCAGUGCGACUAUGCGUGCCGACAGGAACGGCACAUGAUCAUGCACAAGCGAACCCACACUGGAGAAAAGCCUUACGCCUGCAGCCAUUGCGACAAAACCUUCCGCCAGAAGCAGCUGCUUGACAUGCACUUCAAGCGCUACCAUGAUCCCAACUUUGUCCCAGCUGCCUUCGUCUGCUCUAAGUGUGGCAAAACAUUCACACGCCGUAACACAAUGGCCAGACAUGCAGAUAAUUGCUUAGGGCCUGAUGGGGUUGAAGGAGAGAACGGAGGGGAGCCCAAGAAGGGAAAACGUGGGCGGAAGAGAAAGAUGCGCUCCAAGAAAGAGGAUUCUUCUGACAGUGAGGAAAAUGCUGAACCAGAAUUGGAUGAGAAUGAAGAGGAAGAAGAAACAGCGGUUGAAGUUGAGGCUGAGCCAGAAGUAGAACCUGUGGCCCCAACUCCUCCACCAGCCAAGAAACGGAGAGGACGUCCACCAGGCAAAGCCAACCAACCCAAACAGCCCCAGCGUAAGUUUGCCAUUUUUCUACAGAUGACUGCAGGGCCCAGUCUUAUAAAUAAAGAGGAAAGUUAAGUCAGGUGAGAUGAGGAGCUUGAAGAGGAGGUAUCUUCAGUAAAACUGGAGGUCUCUGGUGCUGUUUUUGGACCAGAUAAUACAAGCUACAUCUGCAUAAGGCCAGCUCAGGUUGAAUAUGGGACCUGCGUAAUCCCUACUUUUAGUAAGAAGU
Molecule: messenger RNA, 1467 nt
Organism: Notechis scutatus (mainland tiger snake)
Lineage: Eukaryota; Metazoa; Chordata; Lepidosauria; Squamata; Elapidae
Source: RefSeq, a predicted model, not a curated record